AUGGUUUCCGUAGUGUCGGUUGGCAGUAUCAGUAUAAAAGUGCUUAAAUUGGUAAUGAACUUAAUUAUUCUCAUCUUGUAUCGAACGGGAUACGGAGGAGAGUUUCUAGGUGUAGGUGGAACGUGGAACCUAAACGAGGACAAGAGCCCCGACGCAGAAAUCGUUGCUUCCGGUGUCUUUGUUGGUUUUUUCAUUUACACCAGCGUUGUAUUGAUGACUUAUUGUUUUAAUAGUACGGAGCAUAAAAAAAGUCUUGUUGAAAUAAUUAUGAAUAUCGUAGGAAUGUUCAUGUUCCUUGCCGUAGGAGGAACAGCUCUACAUUAUUGGCACGGUUAUCAAUCGGAACACAAGUAUAUCCAUGUCGCAACGGAGAGACAGAUUGGUCUAGCCGUGGGCUCGCUUUGUGUUUUGGAAGGAGCAGCGUAUCUACUCGAUACUUUAUUGAGUUUCUACGAAUUCGCUCAGAGUGAAUAUAAUUAA
Molecule: messenger RNA, 480 nt
Organism: Cotesia congregata
Lineage: Eukaryota; Metazoa; Arthropoda; Insecta; Hymenoptera; Braconidae
Source: the annotation of a GenBank genome assembly